AUGCGAGGUAAAUACUUCAACGCAGCUCAGAAUGGCUACAAAUAUGAUAGACCAGACAUAGGAUCAGCAAUUGCUAGCGCCAGUCGUUCCGGAUACAGUGGUACUAGUGGAACUGCAUAUCCUACUGCUCCAGGUUUUGGUGGAAUUAUUGGUACUACAACACCAGGGUUGCCGUUAAGCGGCACAGGUUAUACUGCUGGACGUACCUCUACGACUGCAUUUGCACCACAAACUAAUGCUAGCCCUACAGGAAAUGCCAUUUUUGCACCAGUUAAUCCAUCUGGGUUUUCUAAUUCAGCUACCUAUCCGGGAACAGGCAGCGGAACUGGUUUUGAAAGUCUAAGUACAGGUCCAGGUUAUAAGGGAGAAAACAUUGGACUAUCUGCCUCUAGUUCUCGUACCGGUGUCGCUGAUCAACAACGCAUAAGUAGUGGAACCCUAGGCAGCAAGAACUAUGGUAUUCGACCAGGGUUUAGCAGCGAUGGAACGGAUGGCGGUGAUUACAGUGCAAUUCCUGGGACUCCUGGCGAAGAUUACCCAAUAUUUCCAGAGAUUCCAAAUACUUCUUUCAAUUGUAAUCAGCAGCGUUAUCCCGGUUACUAUGCAGAUGUGGAGGCGCAAUGUCAAGUAUUUCACAUAUGUGCUUUAAACAGAACGUAUAAUUUCCUUUGUCCAAACGGUACUAUUUUUAGUCAGGAGAAUCUGGUUUGUGUCUGGUGGAAUCAGUUCGACUGCACUGCUGCUCCUGGACUGUAUGAUAAAAAUGCCGAUUUGUAUGAUCAAUCUCUACAAUCAUUUUCACAGAUUGGUACCACUGGGGUCGGGUCUGGAUUAACUAGUUCUGGAACGACUGGUGGUUCAUAUUCCACAAAAUCACAGAAUGCUCGACCAUCUAAUACACAGAUUAGACAACCGAUUAGUGGAACAACAGGUCCAGCAGCAGGUGUAUUUGGUUAUCCAACUGCUCCAGGUACUGGAUUUGCUGGCUCAAGUCCCGGAACAGGGUUCCAGCCGGUUGGUCAGAUUCCUGUAUCCUACGCUCCAACGAGCACAAGUGCAACCAUUUCUCUUGGAUAUCCAGAAUCAGGCCAACCGGAUGGGGCGUCGUUACAACUAUCACAAUCAUUUCCACAAAGAUACUUACCACCUAGACAAGGCUAA
Sabethes cyaneus is the source of this 1161-nucleotide messenger RNA. RefSeq lists its product as uncharacterized. Bases 1 to 1161 code for a protein of 386 amino acids. Gene Ontology annotation, cellular component: extracellular region. The record is from RefSeq and is a predicted model, not a curated record. The transcript is spliced from 2 exons. Gene Ontology annotation, molecular function: chitin binding. Lineage: Eukaryota; Metazoa; Arthropoda; Insecta; Diptera; Culicidae.